This is a messenger RNA of Pieris brassicae (large cabbage white), 1292 nucleotides long. RefSeq lists its product as uncharacterized. The coding region runs from base 83 to 871 and encodes 262 amino acids. The record is from RefSeq and is a predicted model, not a curated record. The transcript is spliced from 6 exons. Lineage: Eukaryota; Metazoa; Arthropoda; Insecta; Lepidoptera; Pieridae.
AUACAACUUCCAGUAUUGUUAAAACUUUAUUGUGCGAUGGACGUAUAGUGCGUGUAUUGUGACAUUAUCUGAACUAUUUAAUAUGACUACAAAAAUGGGUGCGAAAGAAGUUAUACUGAUAUUUCAUAUUGUUGCAAUAUUAGCAACUCAAGCUACGGAGGUGAACGUGAGCGGCGAAUGGAAAACUGAUCUCGGCUGGGAGGUGACCUGCGGUUGGCAGACCUUGUCUAACGAUACCUUACAAUCCGUGCGACUCUACCAUAAUGGGCAACAGUUUAUGAUAUAUAGGCCAGAAAAACAUGGACCAUCGAAGACCGAGGUGUUCCGAGCCCCUGAUCACUAUAUCAACAUUGACUGUGCGGUGACCUCAGAGAGAGGUCAAACUGGAAGAUGUGUACUCACAUUGGAGCCAUAUCAGCCACCGUUAGACGAUUCUACUUAUACCUGCGAAGUCUCGGGGGAGAGGCCUAUGUUCCGCAUUGGCAAGAUGGAUUAUCUGCUCAAGUCUCUAGUGGUACCAAGUGACGCCCACUUAGAGAUCAGGGCUUCGGAAGAUCCAGCUUCUCCACGAGUGACGCUUAACUGCUCAACCGAAGGUCUGCCAGCACCCACGUUAAAUUGGAUAGUUGGAGGUGAUAAGAUACAAGCAGAUUUCAAUCGACGUGAGUGGAAUGCGACCUCAAAACUGUGGCACGCGUGGUCGUCUCUUUCAUACACAAAAACUGAUCCGACACAAACAGUCACUUGUUUGCCAGAAAUCACACGGAACAAUGAUACUAUUAAAGGGAAACCCGCUGUGUAUAACUCGGCUACUUUAAUAAGUUUUGACAAAAUAAUACUACUUACGGCAAUCCUGAAUCAUCUAAGAUGAUACAAUCCAAGGAUACUUAAUAAAACACGUUAUUUUUUUUAAUAAUUUUAAUAUCGUUGUAAAAGAUUUCCAGUUUUACAGUGGUACCAGUCAGCUAACGACAAUGUAUGAAAUACGUCUCAGAAGUGUACCAAUAAAGAUAAUUUAAAGAUUAAAUAAUAAAUUUCAUAAUUCAUUUGCAAUUAUAGGUUUUGAAAAUCUAAAAUUAUUUUGUCUUUAACGUAAAAAAUAUGUUUUUUUUUAAAUUACCAAAAACAUCACGAAGAGACGAAAUAUCUAAAAUGUUUGUAUGAUAAUUGGACAUGUAAACGUUUGUAAUAUAGAGUAACCAGACUGUUUUACAGAUUUAUUUUUUAAUAUUAGGUCCUUACAUAUGAAAUUGGCGUUUUGUAUGGGAGGAACAAAAAGUCGAAUAUUUUUA